GCAAGAAAACUAGUUCUGAACUUUCAGAGGCUAUAUAAGGAAAUGGAGACAAAGAAAUCACAACAUUAAAGUAAAGUGGAGAUUCUCACUAGAAUGAGCGGAAGUGCUUAGGGAGGCGAAGGGUUUGGAUGAAGACGACGGCGAUGGGCGUAAGCUUGCGCCGGCAAGUGAUAUGGGGGUUUACUUAUGUUAAAGCUAGGUGGUCUUCAACACAAGAAAUUGCAGAAAAUCAUAGAGACAGCCCGACGAAUGUUCAACUGAAGCCAGGCGAAUGGUUAUGCACGAAUUGCAAUUUCUUGAAUUUUGCAAGAAAUAUCAAGUGUAAUUUCUUGAACUUUGCAAAGAAUUCAAGGUGCUUGCAGUGCAAGGAGAACCCACCAAAGAGAUUGCUUCAUCCUGGAGAAUGGUUCAAUUACAUAAACUUCAGGAGAAAUAUGGUCUGCUUGAAAUGCGACCAUAGAAGACACAGAGCAUCGCAUUCUGUCACGUUUGACUUAAGCUUUGACUGGAUAUUCUGUCGACGUAGAAACUGGCCAUUGCUCGGGCGGCUGCAGGGCCUGGUCAGUGAGGUUAAGACGUGCGCACGAGAGUCUGUGAUCUUGGGUUUGAGGCUAUCGCCCGAGGGAUCCUACCUCCACCGAAUUGAGGCUAUCUUCGGGCAAGAUGCAAAGCACAACUAUAGUUAAAUGAAAUAUGGAUCUGGCCCAAUUAAGAAUUUUAUUUAAAACAAUCCACCGAACCAAGAGUUGUAAUAACGAUUGCAAUUGGAAUGAAUUCCUACCUAAAUAAUUUAACUGUAGGGCAAGAUGCAAAGCACAACUAUAGUUAAAUAAAAUAUGGAUCUUGGCCCGCUAGGGUAUUCUUCAAAUAGAAACCCCAAGUCAAUAGGUUCCGUACCUGAGGGUAGUUGACUUGUUAGAAAUAGUGGGAGAGUAUUUAAUAAAGACCUAUUAGAUAC
Molecule: messenger RNA, 958 nt
Organism: Cuscuta campestris
Lineage: Eukaryota; Viridiplantae; Streptophyta; Magnoliopsida; Solanales; Convolvulaceae
Source: the annotation of a GenBank genome assembly